Messenger RNA from Diaporthe amygdali, 270 nucleotides. RefSeq lists its product as uncharacterized. NCBI's taxonomy places the organism in Eukaryota, Fungi, Ascomycota, Sordariomycetes, Diaporthales, Diaporthaceae. The coding region runs from base 1 to 270 and encodes 89 amino acids. The transcript has 2 exons. The record is from RefSeq and is a predicted model, not a curated record.
AUGAUGGCUCCGCACAUCCAUCAAUAUCGUGUCGUCUGGACCAACGACCUCAACUGUUCCAAAAGAGUGGAGAGUACUUCGAGAUGGAAACGGAUCAAGGAGUCAAACGACCCCAACUCACGCGACGCAAACGGCCCCAGUGGUCCUCCGCGCACCUCAAGAGCACCAGAUCCUGAGGCGCGCACGCCGGCAAGACCGUCACAGGCUGAGAUCCGCCUGCCAAACUUCACCGGGAACACCAGCUACCAGAGCGCUGCGUACCACGUGUGA